AUGUCGUCUCUCGAAUCUACCCUGGACGUUCACCUUCCAGGCCAGAAGUUUCUUGUCCUCAUUUUCGCUGCCUUGUGUCUUCCGGUCGUUUACAAUGUCUUGUUCCAUCCCCUCGCGCAGAUCCCGGGCCCAUUCCUCGCCAAGCUUUCUGAUUUAUGGCACGCAUACCACUUGUCAACUGGCACUCGUCACAUUCUGCUCUGUGACCUCCACGACAGAUAUGGUCCGCUUGUCCGGAUCGGACCAAACACAGUCUCCGUCAACACGAAUGAAGGACUGCAGAAAAUCUUCUCGGCAACUUCACCGAUCGACAAAUCUCCAUUCUACCAGGCCUUUGCGCCGGGCUUCCAUAGUAGUUUUGCCGCUGUUGGCGAUGCCUUUAGGGAGAAGAAAUCGAUACUCUCUCAUGCAUUCGCGCAAAAAAAGCUCGACGCCAUGGAAGUGACAUUCAUGAUACACAUCAAGAAGCUUUGCGAGGUCAUGAAAUCGCAAAAGGCAGUGGAACUUGACGAAUGCUUGUCGGCUUUGACCAUUGACAUCCUGUUAGAUGUGUGCUUUGGCGAGACGUUUGAUCUGUUGUCCAACCCUAUAGAGAAGAGCAAAGAGGCAACUCUCUGGCGGUGGCCAGUAUUGCAAAAGGCCAUUCGAAUAUUGUCGAGCAAGUACACAACUCGCGACUACCCAGCGCAGAGAGCUAUCGGAGCAAUGCUGAAGCAGAGACAGAACGCGUCGGGCAGAGAAGAUAUUUUCAACUACCUGCUAACCGCUGAGAAACCUGGGUCUGGUGAGCCGUUUCCAGACAGGGAAUUGUUCGGUGAAGCAAUCAUUCUGUUUGUUGCAGGAUCCGACACUACCUCGACCGCCCUUCUGACCACAUUGUGGCAUUUACUUCGCCAUAAGCACACCUAUGAUAACGUGGUGAAUGAAGUUAGAUCAAGAUUCAAGUCCAUUGAUGAGCUUACUUACAAGGAGGCUCAAUACCUCCCUUAUUUGAGAGCCGUCAUCGAAGAAGGCUUGAGAAUAUUCCCACCAAACUCUGGAUUUAUACCACGACAAGUGGUUAGAUCUGGUCGACCCUUCAUCCUCCAUGACAUGGAAUUCCCUGUCGGACCCGUCCAGACUGAGAUAGGCGUGUCAAACAUGUCCCUACACCGGAAUCCGUUGUAUUUCGAAAACCCAGACCAGUUCAUCCCGGAACGCUGGACCGACGGAAGCAAAGCAAAGAGAGACAGGCCUGCAUUCUCGCCAUUUUCGAAAGGCCCACGAUCGUGUCUAGGAAGGAACAUGGCAUACGUGGAAAUGACUCUUGUCCUUGCCGCCCUCUUUUUAGAGCUAGACAUGGAGUUCCAAGAUCCGGCCACUGAAGCCAGAGACGGCUACAGGCCCACUGAUUCGUUUGUGUUGCCUUUCUUGAUUGCCACCUAG
This is a messenger RNA of Fusarium vanettenii 77-13-4, 1425 nucleotides long. RefSeq lists its product as uncharacterized. The transcript has 8 exons. NCBI's taxonomy places the organism in Eukaryota, Fungi, Ascomycota, Sordariomycetes, Hypocreales, Nectriaceae. The record is from RefSeq and is a predicted model, not a curated record. Gene Ontology annotation, molecular function: heme binding; oxidoreductase activity, acting on paired donors, with incorporation or reduction of molecular oxygen; iron ion binding. The coding region runs from base 1 to 1425 and encodes 474 amino acids.